GGGGGCGACACUCCAAAUAGGCUAUAGUGAAACAUAGAUUAGUGAUAUAACCUACCGAUAAGAUGGCGUUGCUGCUCGUGCUAACAGUCUAUAGCACGGGGACGGGAGUGCCGUGUCUCCAAUAAGUGGUCUCUCUUUGACACUUUCUUGAGAAUCUGUGGACAGUUUUAAGCCUAUCCAAAGUCAGUCCAAAUCAGAAGGAUAAAAACACAAAUGGUUCACUGAAUGUUUAUUGAUUUAUACUAAUCUUCACGUGCAUGACACUCUUUUAUAACUGUGAGACUACUGUCAUUUUCACGUAAGCAUUAAGUUGUAGCUUGGAAAGUGUGAUGGCUCAAGCGAAAUUUGGUUUGCCAGAGAAAUCUGGUAUGAGUGUAAAGGAGAGAGAGAAGGAUACAAAUGACAAAGAUGGUUCCACCUGUGCAUUGGAAUGUGCUGUUUGCUUACAACCUUGUAUCCAUCCUGCACGAUUGCCAUGCAGCCAUAUAUUUUGUUAUCUCUGUGUGAAAGGGGUAGCCAAUCAGAGUAAAAAAUGCCCCAUGUGUCGACAAGAAAUACCUCCUGAUUUUUUAGAGAGACCUCAUCUUAUAGAGUUAGAUGAAGCUCAAAAGGAAUCAGACGAAGUUGAGGAAGAAUACCAGUGGUUUUAUGAAGGAAGAAAUGGGUGGUGGCAAUAUGAUCAGCGAAAUAACUUGGAAUUAGAGACAGCAUAUAAGCAGGGUAAAAGAACUUGUGAACUUCUAAUAGCAGGCUUCCUCUACAUAACUGAUUUUGGCACAAUGAUUCAGUUGCGAAGAAAUGAACCUUCACGACGUCGUAGGAUCAAACGAGAUUUACGCAACUGUCCAAAAAAGGGUGUAGCUGGAUUGCGAUUGAAUACACAAGAGGAAGAGCAGAUUGUUAGAGAAAUAAGAGGGGCUGAAAGACCAACUAGUCCUGCCAGUGACAAUAUGGGUACAGGGGAUGGGACAAAUACUCCUAUACCACCUAGCAACACUCCUCAAACUCCUGCCGGUGGUACAGCCAGUGGAGAUGGUACACCACUCACCGAUAGAUCAGAUCAGAGGUCAGAUUCCUUACACCAAGUCUUGGAACAAAUGCAUUCGUUAGCCCCAAGAAGAGAUCAUUUUUCGUUAAAUAGCGAUAACGAAACGGAGGAAUCAGAUAACAAUGGAUCCUUUUCCGAUCACUCAUCAUCAGCCUGGCUGCAAUAGAACACACACUUCUUGGAAGAAGUUGACCCCUACAUAGUCACUCCAAGGAAGAUUAUCUGUCAUUUGUUAAAUAUCUCAAACUAUUAGGUUUGACUAAUUCCAUUUUUUUAUUUAAAAAAAAUUUAUUUAGUUUCCCGUUCAUUUAUAAUCAAAAAUCGGUGAUUCAUGGAUAUUGCUUCAUUCUUUUACAUAAAUGUCUCAUCUAACUUAAAGAUUCUUAAAUUAUAUUUAUUAUCGUGCAUAUUUUACUACGAUUAUAUACAUAUACAAAAGAAUGCAUAAACAGUACAAUUACUGAGAGAUUAAUAUAUAUAUAUAUAUAUAUAAUGUUUUUUUUGUUACAUAUCUGUCAUCAUGUGUUAGCUAUACUUUAACAGAGCAGCAAUUCCAUUUCAUGCGUUUUGAUCUGGCUUAAUUUAUGUUUUAUUUUUUAAAAAGUAAACAGUCAUUCCUAUAUCGUACAGCAGUACAACUACUUUUGUACUUAAUAUAGUAAUUACUUUUGUUUAGGUGAUAACUGUGAUUCUAUUCACUGAUACUUGGCUGGUAUAUACCUGAACUAGAUUGCAUGUGAAAAUCCUAAAGGAGCUAUAUAUAUAAAACUGCAUAAUAAAAUGUCCAACCACAUAUUAUGGUAAGAUAUUAGAUUCCAGUACCGUACAGGAGAAUUUUAUGUUCAAUGUAAUAAUAAGAAUUUUAUAGUACUGCAUCUUGGAUUUCUACUGAAAAAUUAAUAAAGAGCAUUUGCUGCAAUUAUUUUAAAAUAAA
Molecule: messenger RNA, 1982 nt
Organism: Cephus cinctus (wheat stem sawfly)
Lineage: Eukaryota; Metazoa; Arthropoda; Insecta; Hymenoptera; Cephidae
Gene: Rnf146
Product: E3 ubiquitin-protein ligase RNF146
Exons: 4
Coding region: 330-1214 (294 amino acids)
Biological process (GO): ubiquitin-dependent protein catabolic process; Wnt signaling pathway
Cellular component (GO): nucleus; cytoplasm
Molecular function (GO): poly-ADP-D-ribose binding; zinc ion binding; ubiquitin protein ligase activity
Source: RefSeq, a predicted model, not a curated record